AUGACCAUAAGGACCCGAAUAACCAUCUUCCCCUUCAGGGAAAUGGACUUGGAGGUCAGCGAGCCAGUAGACUUCAGUACCGGAGAUCACCAGCAUCUAGUCCGGAAAGCAGGAGAUGAUAGUUUCAUUGUAAAAGUGUUCCUCCUCCUGUCUGCUCAGCUGGUGCUCACUGGGGCAAUCAUCGCUGUAUUUAUUUUCUGGCCAGGUUUAAAAAACUGGGUGCACAGGAGUCCCUGGUUCACCUAUUCAAUCUUGUAAGAUCUCCGCCGCCAGGUGCCUGCGAACUACAUUCUCCUGGGAUUGUUUACAUUUUUGCAAGGUCUGAUGCUGGGAGCCGUGUCAGUUUUCUAUGAAGUCGAUGAGGUGUUAUGGGCCAUAGGGGCAACCGCUCUGGUGACGUUAUCGCUCACUUUAUUUGCUCUCCAAACAAAACUGGACUUCACCCUGCUCAAUGGAGUGCUGUUCGUCGCGCUGGUCGUGCUUUUAAUCUACGGAAUCAUCUUAAUCUUCAUACGGUCAUACUGGUUGCAUCUGUUGUAUGCUGCACUCGGAACUGUGCUCUUCUCACUUUACUUGGUGAUGGAUGUGCAGCUGUUGGUAGGGGGGAGCCAUCAUGUGAAGCUGGACCCUGAAGAGUAUGUGUUUGCUGCUCUGAACAUCUACUUGGAUAUAAUCAACCUUUUUAUUUUUAUUUUGCAAUUGAUUGGACGGUAG
This is a messenger RNA of Myotis lucifugus (little brown bat), 714 nucleotides long. It is a transcript of the gene TMBIM7, whose product is annotated as transmembrane BAX inhibitor motif containing 7, pseudogene. The record is from RefSeq and is a predicted model, not a curated record. The transcript is spliced from 9 exons. Gene Ontology annotation, cellular component: membrane. NCBI's taxonomy places the organism in Eukaryota, Metazoa, Chordata, Mammalia, Chiroptera, Vespertilionidae.